ACAGGAUGCUAUCCUCAACCUUUUAUACACUACUGUCGGAGUUUGACUGCUAGAGAGUUGGUUCUACUUUACAGGGUGGACACACGGUUGCAAAGCGGUGAAUCAGACUGGGACGAACAAGCCCAGACUCCCUGAGACAGUUGCAUAAAAGUGUCUGUUCGAAACAUUCUGUAAAACGGAAUUGGGAACAAACGAACGGCGUUGAGCUAGACAACUCAAAAGACAAAGGAACUAAUUGAAUCAUGCAAGCUCUAGGGAAACUGACGUCCGGAGCGAGGAAAGCAUUUGCAAGAAUAUUGCAUCCGCAAGUUGAGAGAGAUGAUACAAAACCAACAGACUCGAUCUCCUUCGAAAUUGUUCUUGAUGUCAAGCUACACCGAGGUCGAAAUCUGAAGAAAACUCUAUCUGAGCAAAGUAAGAGUCUCUUUCUGGACAACAUAAUGGAUCCGCACAUCCGCUUUGAAGUGACCAACCCCAAGGGAACAGCUGACGCUUUCAAAAAGUCCCCGGUUAAAGAGAACGACGAAAACCCCAUUUGGAACCCGGAAUACGAAGCGACGUUUGUUCUUCAGAACCCUCUAGAACGAGGGCAGUUAGUAAUGACUCUGUGGGACUCGAACUACUUGUUUGACAGCCAAAUGUCUAAUCCUGUUUCUUUGGAUCUAAAUGAUUUUAAUAUCGGUGAUGAAUAUCAGCAAAAGACGGUAAAGAUACACGGAAAUGGUGAAAUUGAUAUUUCAUUGCGUUUGCGCAGUGAAAGAGAAUUCGAAGAAAAUGCAAUUGAUUAUCAAGAGCCUACAAUGAUUCAAGGAGCUCUGGACAAGGAGCUCUAUUCUGACCCGGACGUUGUACGUCUAGACGUCAUCAUCCAUUCAGCAAGUGACUUGAAGAGAACACUUUACCGGAAACUGUUAGAAAAAUUGGGACAUAGUAAAACGGAUCCUUAUGUUCAACUCCAUAUUACAAAACCUUGGGAAAAGGCAAAAGAUGCUGCUAAACAGAACACCGCUUACAGGCCGAACACAGACACACCCGAGUGGGAAGAAGAGUUCUCUUUUCUUAUCGACAAGCGAGGAGGAGCAGGCCAGCUGAAGAUGACACUGUGGGAUUCUAAUCUUGUCAUUGAUCAUCAAAUGUCGAGUCCUUUAGUCAUUGAGCUAAAAGACAUCAAGAUGGGAUUGGAGUUUGAAGAAAGAGAAGAUAGUGUUCACGGUGAAGCAAAGUUGAAGUAUUCCUUGCGAAUUAGAAGACCGACCGCUGAUUUGCGAUUUGGCCAAGAGUUACACGAGGAAGAGACCCUGGUUGUGGCCAAGAGAAAGACAAAGGCUAAAGAAGCGAUCAAAUCUUUAUUCUCUGACAUCAAAGUAUCAAAGGUUCCCACUAUCAGCCUAAUUGGUUCCGGUGGCGGAUUUCGAGCGAUGAUCGGCGUGUCUGGUGCUAUAACGGCAUUGAAAGAAGCUGAAUUGUUAGACUGCUGCACCUACAUGUCAACUCUGUCUGGAUCUACUUGGUAUUUGUCAGUGCUGUACGCCCUGGAAAAUGCUAUGAAUAUUUACGAGUGCAACAAAUAUCUGAAAGAGAGAUGCGUAGAAAUGUCAUCUAUCAUACGCCCAUCCACAGUCAAGCAGCAUUUUCAUGAAAUUGAAAGAAAGCAUCGUGAUGGGCUUCACGUGUCGGCAGUCGACGUCUGGGGAUCUCUUCUUGGACAAGUUCUUCAGCCAGAUUUAGAAAAGAAGGAAAGAACUCGACUCUCUGACGCUCAGCGGCAUGUACGCAGCUGUCGGAUGCCGUUCCCUAUAUAUACUGCGGUGAUGGUUCAGCGACACACAGCUGAAGAAGCAUAUGCUGAGUGGGUCGAAUUUACUCCAUUUGAGUAUGGUAUACACAACCUAAAGCUCUUCACUGCUAUCGAAAACAGCGCAAGUGACCGAAGCUACGGCAUAGUGAGCAGACGAUACCAACAAUUCAAUGUUGCAUACAUGCAAGGUCUUUGGGGCAGCGCAUUUGCUGGCCAAGUUCGAACUUGGAUUUCUCAAGCUUUCCAAGAAUCAUCAGGAGUACGAGCAGUCAUUGGCAGAGUAAUCAAGAAAGUUCUGGACUGGACCGGAGUAGACAGCUUGCGUCCAUUGGCAGCCACCGUACCCAACUACAUGAAAGGUAUCCAGACCGUUCCUCAAACUCCACAACGACGUCACCAGUUGCACACAAACGACUUUCUAAACGAUCACUGUGUUUCAUUUGAUAGUUCACAAACUGAUGGCAGUCUAGCCGAGCAAGCAAAACUUGUGGACGACCACACUAUAGACCACAGAGCUGGACGUGUUGACGAAAGCGAAGGAGCCGCCGAAAAAUCAUCCCGACGCAAUAUUGUGCAUGAAGACUAUCUGACUAUGGUGGAUGCCGGUUUGGAUUUCAAUUUGCCAUUCCCACCUCUUCUUCGACCCGAACGUCACACAGACAUCUUCCUUGCUUUUGAUUAUUCGUGGUAUGGCUCAGUCAAAGAAAACCCACUAAAGACCGUGUUGAAAGCAAUGGAAUGGGCAAAAUAUAAUGGCUACAACUUUCCAGAAAUUCGUGAGGAUAUGUUUGAUCCCGACGACCCAAAGAAGUAUUACGUCUUCGAGAAUCGUGACGAUCCCGGUUGUCCUAUAGUCAUCCUCUUCUGUCUUUGCAACUCUGAGGGACAAGUGGAUCCUUACUCUUCGGUUUACAACACGUUUCAUUUCGACUACAAAGGAGAGGAUUUCGAUCGACUUCACGAGUUGUGCCAUGACAACACGAUGCUUGCCGUCGAUGUUAUCAAGGGCGCCAUUCGCAAAAAGAUGGAAGUAUAAAAUUGCGAACAGCAUUUACUGAUAAACAUAAACGACUGCUUUUUGCAUGUUGCAUUUUGCAAAUUCGUGUGACGUUUACCUUUUUUUUCUGAUCUUUGCCAUUGCUGAUUCUUCAUUUUGCCAGACCUUUUUCAGUUUGGUUGCAUGCUUGCGUAAGUUGUUAUAGUGAAGUGUACGCGGCAAUUAAGUCUAUAUAGUGGACACUAAAUGGGUUGCUUUAGUCGCUGGUUUACAGGUAUACAUAGACACGGGCAUGCAGACGUUCUCGACGU
Messenger RNA from Corticium candelabrum, 3106 nucleotides. Its product is annotated as cytosolic phospholipase A2-like. The record is from RefSeq and is a predicted model, not a curated record. The transcript has 18 exons. Gene Ontology annotation, molecular function: calcium-dependent phospholipid binding; calcium ion binding. NCBI's taxonomy places the organism in Eukaryota, Metazoa, Porifera, Homoscleromorpha, Homosclerophorida, Plakinidae. Gene Ontology annotation, cellular component: cytosol. The coding region runs from base 243 to 2834 and encodes 863 amino acids. Gene Ontology annotation, biological process: glycerophospholipid catabolic process.